This is a messenger RNA of Ctenocephalides felis (cat flea), 3060 nucleotides long. RefSeq names its product protein phosphatase PHLPP-like protein. The transcript has 10 exons. Lineage: Eukaryota; Metazoa; Arthropoda; Insecta; Siphonaptera; Pulicidae. The coding region runs from base 1 to 3060 and encodes 1019 amino acids. Gene Ontology annotation, molecular function: protein binding. The record is from RefSeq and is a predicted model, not a curated record.
AUGAUCCUAGCAAUGCCAGCUCUGACCUUAGACCAAAACGGUAGUAAAAUCAAUGCAGAUAGCAACACAUUUAUCCUCCAAAGAAAAUCGUCUCGGCGUCUGUCUAGUACUAGAGGUUUUAAAUCUGCAUUAUCGAUUCCAUUAAAAAAUGACGAUGAUAUUGAGUCAAAUCAAGAAGAAUUUGAAGAAAUCUCCACUCCAAUUUCAUCAGAAGCCGAUAGUACUACUGGUUGGAUCAGGGUGUACGAAGGACUUAGUUGCGAGUCAGAACAUAGUAGAAUUGUGUAUUUGACUCAUUGUACCACUACUAGAGAUGUGUGCAGGGAUAUGCUCCUUCCUCCCGAGUUAACUCUAUGGGUCUCCUGCGGCGGAGUACGCCCAAGGCGCCUCGGCUUACGAGAACGUCCUUUGGCUCUGCAAGACACAUUUUUGCGAGGAGUAGGUUACACAGAUCCUUCUCGACGUUCUCGGCUAGGAGUAGACACACAAUUGCGAUAUUUGUUUCAACUUAGCACAGGACCUGCAGCAAGUUCUCCUAAUGCAGGAGCAGCCAGUGGUCAUCUGCAAAUUCUUAAGGGACAUGUGUUUCCUCAGUGGAAGAGCAGACCUGUUGCUCUUUUUGCUAGCAAAUUGCUUAUAUAUCCUGGCUAUGAUGAAGGUCAGCCAGAUAUUAUAGAUUUAUCAGGUGGUGUUGUGGAACCAAAAUCACCACGUUGUGGGCGAUUGUUAUUACGAGUGGCACCACAUAAUUCUUCUGAAACAAAUACUGUAUCACCUCAAUCAAUUAAACACGUUUUCUUCGGUUUCAAUCGAACGUGGGAAAGAGAUAUUUGGCUCGAAUGGCUGCAAAAGGCAACAACUCUUGAAAGUGAUCCAGAAAAAAUUGACCUAAGGGGUGCUGGUUUACGAGGGUUGUCUGAACAUUGUUUGAAUGGUUCUUUACGAGUAGAAGAAUUAGAUUUGGGCAAUAAUGAGCUUCAAGGAGCAAAUUUGGAUUUACUUUUUAGACUUAGUAAACUUAAGGUUUUAUCGUUGUCUUCAAAUAAUUUGGAACAAUUUCCUAGAUCUUUAUUGCAAUUAUCUACAAUCACACGACUGGAUUUGUCUGACAACAAGCUCGAAAAUUUGCCACAAGAAAUAUGUCUUAUGACAAGCCUAGCAGAAUUACGAGUUGAAAGAAAUGUUUUACGUGAUCUACCCGAUUCUUUAUGUUCACUUUCCUCAUUAACAACUUUGCUGGUGGCCGAAAACCAGGUCAAAUUUUUUCCUACUUUUUUAAUCAGGAUGAGGGCUCUCGGAUAUAUGGAUUUCCAAGCUGCAACAAAUAAUGCUAAUAUAAAGGAUCAUUUGGAAGAAAGCGAUAAAAAUGAUUUGAAUCAGCCAUUGUCUAAAGUGAGCUUAAGAGCAAAUCAGUUAAAAGGCAAUAUUAUAUUAGGAAACUAUGGGAAUUUGGCACAACUAGAUCUGAGCGAGAAUUGCAUCGAAUGCUUAGAUUUGAGUGCCUUAGAUAACUUGCAAGUUCUUCAAUGCUCUAGAAAUAAAUUAUCAGAACUAACUUUAAAUGGCAGGGCUUUGACAUCUUUAAUUGCUGGGAAUAAUGAAUUAAAGAAGCUGAUUAUUUCACCACCGCCAUCAAAUCUCCAACAUUUCGAUGUAUCUUACAACGCCCUAACAGAGCUGCCCACGUGGGUUUGCAGUUGCCAUGAUCUGCAAGUUUUAUUUGCAAGUCACAAUAAACUUCAAUCAUUACCUGAACAUUUAUUUUGCAGCGAGUUGAGCUCAUUGCAUACUUUACAAUUGGGUUAUAACGAGAUCCAAAAAUUACCUUCUUUGCCCAGAAGAAGACUUGCACUACAAGAAAUAUUUUUACAGUGUAAUCGUAUCACAUCGUUGCCGGAUAAUUUUUUUUCAUCAUGCACGCAAUUGAGGGUUUUGAAUUUGUCUAAUAACAGAUUGACUCAAUUGCCACCUACGGAAGAUGUAACUUAUGUAUUGGAACGGUUGUAUUUAACAGCUAAUUGUUUGACAGAGUCGAUUACGGAUACUGUAUCGUCAUUUUCGAAUUUAAAAAUAUGGCAUGCAGCUUAUAAUAGUUUAGCAACUUUACCGGAAAGCUGCAUUGCUGCCUUGAAUGAAUUAGAAGAGCUGGUUUUAUCAGGAAACAGAUUACAACAUUUACCUGACAAUUUGGCAGCUUUGGAACAUUUAUCAGUACUAAGAGUCCAUUCCAAUCGUCUGCAAUCUGCCCCUGGAUUUUCUAAAUCAAAAUGUCUUCGUGUGCUGGAUCUCGCACAUAAUCAACUAGAUAGGAUAAAUUUGGAGUCAUUAGUUCCACCGCAACUACAAUUCUUAGAUUUAUCAUGUAAUUCCCAAUUACAUGUCGAUCCAAGACAAUUUCAGGCGUGCAGAUCUCAAAGACCAAUGAGUUUGGUUGAUGUCAGUGGCAGAAAUAGGGCUGCCUUACCAUCAACCCCAUGGCCCUACAGGGAAGGAGGUGAUGGUCAUUUAGACCCGCCAUGGAGAGUAGGAUUUUCAGAAACUGCAGGAGAUCGAAGUAAAUUAUGUAUAUCUCAGUUAAGAUUGCCAGCGUUCUGCAAUACGGAAGGGUUAUUUGGAUUAUUUGAUGGAGAGUCUAGUGGAGAACUGCCUGAUAUACUUCUCAAAACCAUACCCAGACUUUUAUUAGAAGAAUUAACUGUUAAAGAAACUUCUACAGAGUAUAUGAAGUACACUUUAUUAUCAGCACAUCGUGAGUUGAAACAGCGUGGACAGCGUGCAGGAGUAGAUGUAACUUUGUGUCAUAUUUCUAGAACAAAACGAGCUGAUAAUGAAUUUUUACCUUCGACACGACGGUACAUAUUACGUUUAGCAAGUGUUGGAGAGGCAACCGCAGUUGUUGGACGACCAAAUGGUGUUUUGCGUUUAACACCGCCAACGCCUUGUAGAAGAAUUGGUAAUAGUGCUUCCUUUCCAUUAAUCACACCCGAUCCUGAAGUAGCUGAAUUGACUCUAACUGACCAAGAUGAAUUUGUUAUCAUUGCCAAUAAAUAUGGAAAAUGA